CUUAACUGUUUAAUGUCUCUAACUUUUUUAGAAUAAAACGCAAACGCAAUGUCAGGAAUUAUUGCUUGUGGAUCGACAUGAAGGUGGAUAUACACAGAACUCCAAAAUUCAACACUCUGAAAAGAAAACAUCCCACUAUCUUCUCUAAUUUUUCCAGUUUUCAGGAGUUGCCAGUCUUGCGUGGCAUGGUGGCACAUGACUUUAUUCCUAGCACUUGGGAAGCAGAGGCAAGCAAUUUUCUGUAAGUUUGAGUCCAGCCUGGUCUACAUAACAACUUCCAGGCUAACUACAUUACCACAGUGAGACCCAACCUCAAUUAAGAAAAGAGAUCAUGGGGUUGGGGAUUUAGCUCAGUGGUAGAGCGCUUGUCUAGGAAGCGCAAGGCCCUGGGUUUGGUCCCCAGCUCCGAAAAAAAAGAACCAAAAAAAAAAAAAAAAAAAAAAAAAGAAAAGAAAGAAAAGAGAUCAUAAUUUCUGAGAAGAUAAUAGUGAUAUUUUUAGGGUGAAACACAGUAUUUAAUAACAUACUUGCUGCUAAUACGGGAAUGAGACAAAAAAAAUUCAUUUUGUCUACCUUUCUAACCAGUAGCGACAGAAGUAUAACAAUCCGUGAUGUAUCAUAUAUUUGUAUGCCUAACCCUGAAGGAAAGCCUGUCUUGUUCAUUUUUGUUCAUUUUUAUAUCCUCAGCGCCUAGAAAACUCUGAAGGAUCCAGAAAAAAAAACAAAAAACAAAAAAAAAAAAAAAACACUUUUCCAAAGCAGGUCAGAUGAUCUAUAUCCACUGCCCCCCCCCCAAAAAAAAAAAAAAGCCAGCAACUCUGUCCAUUCGCUUUGCAGACGUCAAGGCUUGAUGAGAAGUCAAUUCUAAUUUAAAAAGUCACUUUUUCGGGAAGCAGAAGCUUCCCACUCCGUGCAAAGAGGAGCCAAGUGAACAGAACCGCAAAGACUUGGCUUGCCUCAAACGCAAACUAAUUUAUUAUUAUUGGCCCAAAUUUACCCUCUCGCCUGGGGCGUAAGCCAGUAUCCACAACCUCAUUGAACCUCAAGCAGGGCAAACUAGUAGCUGGUUGGGAGCACAGCGAUUCUCAGCCAAAACCCAGGGAGAGCUGCACCCGUGCUGCGCAUUUUCCCAAAAGCCUUCAACAGAUCUCCGCCUUUAAAAUUUGCAUUUCCUAAGAAAUGCUUCCAAUUCCCAACAUUAAAAGCUAAAGAAACAGCUCUCCCGAGGCUUCAGGGAAUGGCUGUCUUCCAAUGCUAUUGCCACUUUCGGGGUCCAACAGGCACAAGCCCAAAGCUGGACCAUACUUGCUACAAGCCUCAGUGACUGCCUUUAAAGUAACCGCGCGCAGCGGGGAUGCCCCGGAGUUCAACUUCCGGCCGCCCACUUAAGAUUAUUUUCCUAGUGGCGCUGCGGCUGCCCGAGCCGCGCCUCUGGCCACGCCCUUGGCCACGCCCCUGGCCUCACUCUGGCUUCCCAGGCCUGAAAAAGCGGGAGGGGCGUGGCCUCGGGGGAAGAAGCGCUCCCUGAGUGGGUCGGAGCGUCUCACGGAGCACAGUCACGCGGAGGCACGCUCCGAGCGAGCGGGCGAGAGCUCGCGAGCGCGCUCCCGCCGCCCUCUACGGUGACGUGCCUGGCCGAGGCCGCGCUAGGGCGCUGGAGCUGCUACAGAGCCGCUGUCAUGGCGUCGGAGGCGCUAGCUGAGGAGAGCCGGCCGCGGUGUCUAUAGGACCAGGGACGGGCGGCCGGGGAUGGAGAACGGCCCUGACAGCCCACAGCCUUUGGAACUCGGGGUGCCAGCGGGGCGAGUGUCAACGCCGGAAGGGCGACGGCGCGACGGGCGCGAGGCUGAGGAUGGUCCCGCUGGACGAGCGGUGGACAGCGGCGGGCAGGGGGCGGCGGCAGCGCGUAGCAGUCUCGGGGACCCGACGUCUCCCUCGCAGCACGGAUGCAGCGCGGGCUCGGACUUGAAGAACAGCGCGUCGUCGAGCCCGGUCGCCUCGGAGGCGCCUUCAAGAGGGCAGCACAAGGUGACCGCCUCCCCGGAGCUGGCCGAGGCCGCGGCGGGCCGAGGGUCCGGGCCAGUGGGUGACACAGGCACCUGCAGGGUGGAGCAGGCGGCGGAGGAGCCCAGCAGCGCUGGCGCCCUGAGCAGCAGCUGCAGCGAGCCGAGCCCCCCUGGGGACUCGCCUAGCUUGGACUCCCUGGAGUCUUUCUCCAACCUGCAUUCUUUCCCCAGUAGCUCUGAGUUCAAUAGCGAGGAGGGAGCGGAGACCAGGGUCCCCGAGGACGUGGAGGAGGGCGCGGCGGAGCCGCCCAGGGUUGCACCUCUGUGCAAAGAGGAGGAGGAGGACCCGGCUCAGGUGCUGGCAGCCUCCAAAGAACGCUUUCCGGGACAGUCAGUGUAUCACAUCAAAUGGAUCCAGUGGAAAGAGGAGAACACGCCCAUCAUCACCCAGAAUGAGAAUGGACCCUGCCCAUUGCUGGCUAUCCUCAAUGUUUUGCUUCUCGCCUGGAAGGUGAAACUCCCACCGAUGAUGGAGAUCAUAACCGCGGAGCAGCUGAUGGAGUAUCUCGGCGAUUACAUGCUUGAGGCAAAGCCAAAAGAAAUCUCAGAAAUUCAACGUGUAAAUUAUGAACAGAAUAUGAGCGAUGCUAUGGCAAUCUUGCACAAACUGCAGACAGGCCUGGAUGUGAAUGUCAGGUUCACUGGGGUACGAGUUUUCGAGUACACACCAGAGUGCAUAGUCUUUGAUCUUCUAGAUAUUCCUUUGUAUCAUGGGUGGUUAGUGGACCCUCAGAUCGAUGACAUUGUAAGAGCUGUUGGCAACUGCAGCUACAACCAGCUGGUGGAGAAGAUCAUCUCCUGUAAGCAGUCGGACAACAGCCAGUUGGUUAGUGAAGGCUUUGUAGCUGAGCAGUUUCUAAACAAUACAGCCACUCAACUGACGUACCAUGGAUUAUGUGAACUGACUUCAACGGUUCAGGAAGGAGAACUCUGUGUGUUCUUUCGGAAUAAUCAUUUUAGCACCAUGACAAAAUACAAGGGUCAACUGUAUUUGUUGGUAACAGACCAGGGCUUUCUUACUGAAGAAAAAAUUGUCUGGGAAAGCCUCCACAAUGUAGAUGGCGAUGGAAAUUUCUGUGACUCAGAAUUCCGUCUUCGGCCUCCUUCAGAUCCUGAGACUGUAUACAAAGGUCAACAAGACCAAAUAGAUCAAGACUACCUUAUGGCACUGUCACUGCAACAAGAACAGCAGAGCCAAGACAUCAACUGGGAGCAAAUCCCAGAAGGAAUCAGUGACUUGGAGUUGGCAAAGAAACUCCAGGAAGAGGAGGACCGACGGGCCUCUCAGUACUACCAGGAGCAGGAGCAGGCUCAGGCUGCUGUGGCCACCACCACCCCUUCCACGCAGGCCCAGCAGGGCCAGCCAGCGCAAGCCUCUCCAUCAAGUAUAAAACAGCCUGGGAAUAGUGAACGGAAACGCAAGGAACCUCGGGAAAAAGACAAAGAGAAAGAAAAGGAAAAAAAUAGCUGCGUGAUUUUGUAGGGAUUGCUGGCAUCUGUGGGAACCACCUAUGCAGAUGACGGAAAGGAAGACCCAGUACCUACCGUCUGUGCCUGAUCUCCCAAUGGAUUUUGCUCAUGUUUUCCAGGGGAAAGUUGUUACUUUGUUACAAUCAACUUUUUCAAGUUACACAAUACAUUCUUUAUGAGCUGGAGUUUUAUGUUACAAGUUGGAACUGUUGUGUGUUGUCACUGUAGCCAAAUGAGUAUAUCACUCCUAUUUUGUGUCUAGUGACAUUGCAACUCAAUCAGUUAGUAAGCUACUGUGUUCUAUGUGACAAUGGAUGGAGGUCACUGAAUGAGUUUGAUCCUUCUCAAGAUGUAAUUAUUAGCACAACUAUGUCUGAACUUUACAUUGUUAAAUUAUGUUCUAAUCCAUGAGGAAAAAGGAGUUUAAUACUGGGGAGGGGCAGCAGGAAUAAUGACCCUUCAUUGUGCAUUGAACUGGUUCAGCCCUUGAACAGCUUUACCUGUCUUUAGUAAUGCACAUCUUAGCUAUUAUCUUGGGAACUGAUAAUGGAGCUUGGAUCCAAUUUAGAUAGAAAAAUAUUUUUUAUUUUCCAAUAGCAAAAAAAUAAAAUACACGACACUAAUACUUAUAACCUAUUCAGAUGAGAUGCUGACUUUGUAGUGCUAUGAGGUGUUGAGAAAUUUCAGCACCUUCAGAGCCUGAAAGGUGGCUUCUGUUUGAUGAGGAUGUAAUACGUGAGUGAGGAGAAGACCACACUCAUGUUCAGCCUUGUAAAUAUAAGGACAGAGAAGAGCAGAGUUCACUGUCUACCUUUUUCUAGAAUUACCUUGAACCUUAAAUUUUAAAUCAUGUUUAUUGCUAGAAAUUUAAACCAAUAAAAAGCACAUUUCUGAAGGAGAGUUAAUCUCUUGACUCUAAUGAAAAGAUAUUAAUAAAAUUCUAAACAUAGGUAGGAGUCUGAAGGAAUUUAUGUAAAAGCAAUCAGAUUUUUUAACUUAUGAGAACCAAAUGAACCUAAGACACCUUACAUCAUUUCUAGGAUUCGGGGAUAUUUACUCAGCCUGGCGAUGAGGCAGCACAUACUGUAUUUCUAGAUACAAUUUGGAAAACUGUCCUUCACAUGCUUUAUAUACUUUGUAUUUAGACUUUGUUUCAGUUAUUUUUAAAGAUUAUUGCCAGUGCACAAAGCUGCGUGAUUUAUCCUAAACCUCAGUAAAUUUUAUUCAGGAGCAUCACAGAUUGAAAAUCCAGUUAGAGAAUAUUUCUUGUGGUCUGGAAGCAACGAAAGACUACCAAAAGAAAGAAGUCUAGAGUUGAAGACUACUGUCAUUGAUGUUUUCCAUGAUCCCAAGCCGGCUGUAGGCUGAGUACAUAUGUAAAAAGUAGAGUUUUAUUUAUGAAAAGUCUUGUUCUAAGAGGAAAAGAACUUCAGGGCCACGCUGUACCUUUCUGUCCUUCUAUAGUACCUAUCUAUUUAUGCCCUUUGUUGUUUCUUUAGACUUUCUAUACUAGCAUGGGGACGAAUCAGAGGACCUGCCUGGGGUAUAACAUUUGUGUGUAAAAUACCUGAUAAGUCUCUUAAGUGCAACCUAGAGUGAGUACGAACUGUCAGAGACCAGACCCCUUCAGAUGGACUGACCUCAGCAUAAACACCCAUGACAGCAUUCUGCUGAUUGGAGGAGAAAACGCAAACCUCAGAGUUUGCCUUUCCCAGAUCAGUCUAAUGUUUUAGUUUAGGAAACAGUUAACCUAAGAGAUCAAGGCAUAUUUUUCCACAAUUAUAUUACAAUAUCUACUUAUUGCCCUUGAAGAUCUAUAUAUAAAAGUUGUGUUAUUUUUUACUCUCAUAUUUUUCCAAAGAUAAUAACUGCCAAUACUAUGUUCCCUUUAGAAGAAGGAAGAAAUAGAACAGAAGGAACACACACCACUCACUGAAAACCAUCAGCGCUGCUGUCAGAGGAGUGGAUGUGUGCUUAAAAUCAGCAGUGUACUGUUCGUCAAUCCAAACUGUUCUUACAUGAGGUUCCCGAGUUGGGCUUGGCUACAUUCCUGGAAUUUAGUUUGAUAUGACAAGAGUCAUAUCAAACUUAUUAUAAGAUGUUUGUUUUGAUUACUGUGGGAGAGGUUAAAUGUUUGACUCUAUUAAAACAAAUCUCUAAGAUAUGAUUCCUGUCCUUGAAGGCUUGUCAAGGUUCCAAACUGCCACGUAUUUAUUUCCUGUGUUUGCUCAAGGCAGCAAGUGAUCAAUAUUCAGGCAUAUUACUGCUUGUUUGGGCAAAGAGGACUUUGAAAAUGGUGUUUUGAGGGAUUUUCCCCCUUACAAUACUUUGUGAUAUUGACAUUGUUAUACAUAUAUUGCUAACACACGUUACAGUUUAAACAUUUUGGAGCUUAAUGAUUCUAAAUUCUGGGCACACUUGACUCAUGUGCCAGUACAGCGGGAGAGCUAGCAGAAGGCAGGCAGGGAGCAGAUAUGGUCCCUGGCACUUUUCUCAUACAUUCAGAGCACACUAGUAAGGUUAGUGACCAGUCUGUAUUAAUGUGCACUUCUUCAUUAGUAAGUCUGUUGCGUCAACAAUGCUGUGACCUGUACUAGUUUAUCAGUACCUAGAAUCGUGUGUAUGUCUCCAUGACUUCUGUUUAGGCCUCAAAGCAAUCUGAAAACUAACAGAUUUAAAAGUUGUGAAUAUUUAAAAAUAUUCACACACACCUAGGAGUAUCACCAAGUGGUACAGCAUUUGCCUGCAGCACACAAAACCCUGGGUUCAAUUCCUAGCAUAAGUAUGUAGACUCACUGGCAGCUAAUCAGGGCACUGGCCUUAUGCCCAGUCAGUGUGGAUGGGAAGAAUAACAUCCUCCAUGUCUCAAGGUCAGGCUAGGAUUGAGCAAGUCAGAAGCUUAAGUUCAGAAUUAGGUUCUAGAAGAUGUAAUAAUAUAUAUACUAUAAUGUCAGAUGUUAGUUGACUAAACUCAAUGUUAGGCACUCUGUACUUGCACAAAAACUUCAUAGCAUUUGCUUUCCCUAAAUCAUAAACUCAUUUCAGACCUGGAGGACCAGAGAGCAUACGUGAGGGAAAGGCAUGACUGUGAUCACAAAUGUCUGUAAAAUCCUAGCAAAUUAGGCAAGAAUUUCUAGAACUGUCCUCAAUCUUACUUAAAUUUUAGACAUAGUCUUGCUAUAUCUAGCCAGACUGGCUUGGAAUCGACUGUUGUAGCCCAGGCUACCUUCAAACCCACAAUCCUCCUGCCCCAGCUUCUCACUGCCACUACUACAGGUGGAUAUCACCAUACCCAGCUUGUUGAAACUUCCUUUAGAAAAGCAAACAGCAAACUGAUUACAUGUUGCUUUGUGAUUCAUUGUACUGGUUAUUUAUUUUUUGACAGAAAGCUUACAGCCUUGUACCUAACACUGUCUUAGACAUAUAAAUUGAAAAAUUAAUGUUUGACAAAAUAAGGCAGAGACAUUAAAGAUAGCCACUUAUUUAUAUUUUAAGGAAUUAGACACGUGAAAUUCUGGCUCAUUUGGUGUUCGAAACCUGACUUUAUCAGGGCAUGGUAAUACAUACCUGUCAUAGCGUUUUGUAGGGCUAAAGCAGGAGGAUUCUAAGUUCAAGGCCACUCUGUGCAAAUAAUAAGACCCUGAUUCUAAAACCAAACCUGACUUUGUCUUGUUUUGGCAAUCAUUGUGUGCCUCUGUUUACUCUGUGCAGGGUGCUCCUCUUCCCAUGUAUGCCCACAGUGCUUGGUUCUCCUGAGAAAAGGCCAUACUUUAGCACUGAGAAUUACCGAGAUCAUCACAGACACUGCACAUUCUCCAUUCUCGAGUGUGAAGACUUUUUAUAAUGACUUAAAUCAGUUUUUUAUGCUGUUAGAAUGUGUAGGAUUCCUUUGAAUGUGGCAUCCUGGCUUUCAAAAAUAUUUUUUGCAGCUGCUUUUCUAUUCAGCAGGCUAGUGUUGAGACCAGGAGUGUUUGGGCUUACAAAAUGCACUUCACAGACCUGUCUUUCCAGUAUCCUCCACAGAUCUAGCUUUUAGAGCCCCUUGCUCAGUCCCUCCAGGGUAGAGCAAUAUCAGGAACUGACUUUGCUCUCCCCACUGUUGUCAGUGUAUACAGCUUAUUUGUGGCUUUAAAUGAACUCUGAUCUUGUGCAAGUCAAAUCCUUUAGACAGCAAGUGAAAAAACCCUAAAGGACCAUGUGUGAACCUUAGCGUCCGUGGUUCUUGAUAAGUUAGCAUCUUUUGUUACUGAUGCUUGACAUUUUUGAAACUGUUAAAGGGAAAAAAAUUAUGAAGAAUUGAGUUUACUUUUCUUAGGUAACAGUUUAAAAUAACUUUAAAUUAAAAGCUCCCUAAAGGGAAUAAAUUACAGAGAAGACAAAUCAGGAGGAAACCUUGCAGGAUGCUGGAACAGUUACUUUGAAAAUCUAUCUAAAAUUUAAUUCAUGCAUGUCUUUACUUAAUCCUGGUGUUUCUAUCCUUAGGAAAUAGAGCUUAACAUUAAUAUAUGCAUAUAUUUUUUUACAUGUAGGAUUCUAGUUUCUAUCUUCUGAGCUCAAGAAAGCUAAACUCAACAAACAGGGUAAAAAUCUUCAACUCUCGCCUCAAAUUCAAUGGUCCUUUGUCCUGACAAAAGUUAGACUUGUCUAAUAAGCUGGUAUUUUUAGGGCAUGAUACCCUCCCAUUAAGUACUUAAACUACCACGGCAGAGAUAGGAAACCUAAGCUUUGCCCCAUGGUGAAGUAAAGAACAAAAGCCCCCUUGCCCCAGAUCUCUAGCAUGACUUGUAAAGUCUUCCUCGGCUCACAGCUUCACUGUUACUGGUCACCUCCUAACUGCUCUGUCCACCUGUACUGUCACACACCUGGAGAGGCAGGGCAGCCCUGCAAGUAAAGGACGCCCAGAGUGGAGCCCCUGGGCAGGCAGCACUCACUCCUGUGGCUCUAGUGAUUGUCCAUCUGUAUGUGGAAAGUCAGGAAGCUGAAGUGCCCAAGAGAAAUCAUGAAUCGCUGAUGACACUGUAACAGAAAUGCCCUUUGAAGCAGCUAUAACUCAUGCAAUGAGUUUUAAAAACAGAGACUGGUUUUAAUCUUUGAAAACAAUGUCUGGUUCGUCAGAAUGUUUGUUGCUGUUCUUCCCCACCCAUUAUUUGUAUGACAUAACCACUGUGACAGGGUGCAGUGUCUCUUCGCCCCCCCAGGAUUUUCCUAGUAGUUUCUGUUAGGACAGCUGCCACGGCAGAUCCUCCUAAGACAGCAGCAGAGCGGUGGACGUGUGCCUGCAGAGCGGUGGAAAGGGUGAUCGGUGGGCAGCUCAUCUAAUGCCAGCACAUUUGACUCUUGUCCUUGACUCGGGCUGAAUAACGAGGUUGAAAUAUGGAUUUGGGAGAGCAACAGGCUAUGGAAUGAUGACGAAGACUGUCAUUUCAAACAAAGCAAAAGAAACAGGUUUUCUACCCCCACCUUGCUAUGACACAUGGAGCUGUGUGCUAGCUGAAAUGGGCUGUCAGAAGUGACUGUGGGGACUGAGCACCUCUACUAACAUUUCUUGUCUGUCCUAGCAUCCUUUCUACUUCUAACGAGUCAUUCUUUUGCUUUAAAUGAAGUGAAGAAUGAUGAGUAACAGAGGGACGACAUAGCAGUAGGAAAAAGACCUAAAGUGCACCAACCCCUUGCAGGGCUCAGCUGAUUUCUGUGAAAUAAACUAUUUUAAAUGUUAAUUAUGCUAAGAGCACCUCUAAAAAUUAUGUCUUAAAUUUCAAGUUUCACUUUUGGAAACUACUCCUGAAAAGACAUUGAAUAUAGGUGGGAAAGUAUAAAAUGUUUCUGACACAAUGACUCAGUAUUAUUCAGUGUUUAAUCUCAAAUUCGUUAUAACACAAGUGUCAUCAGUGGGUUAAAACGUUGGAUGUUUUUGUUAAUAUACUUAAAACUGUAACCAGUGAAUAACACCGUAGUAUUUUUUAUUAUAGAUUAUAUUUUAUUUCAAUAAACUUUGAUAUUUAGACUGAAAA
Messenger RNA from Rattus norvegicus (Norway rat), 9547 nucleotides. Lineage: Eukaryota; Metazoa; Chordata; Mammalia; Rodentia; Muridae. The record is from RefSeq and is a predicted model, not a curated record.